UUAUGUCCAAGCACGUGUUUCUCACGGGACCCCCAGGGGUUGGAAAGACUACUUUGAUCCAGAAAGUCACUCAAGCUCUAAAAUCCUCAGGCGUUCCCAUUGAUGGAUUUUACACACAGGAAGUUAGAGAAGGUGGCAGGAGAACAGGAUUUGAUGUUGUCACUCUGUCUGGAAACCGAGGACCUUUAUCUAGAGUCAGUCCCAGUUCUGAUUCUUCUGCUUCAAGACGUGAAUACCGGGUUGGACAAUAUGUUGUAGACCUUGUUUCAUUUGAGCAGUUGGUUCUGCCUAUGCUGAGAAAUGUAAACCAUGGUGGUGACACAGAGAAAAAAAUUUGUGUCAUAGAUGAGAUUGGUAAAAUGGAACUCUUCAGCCAGGCUUUUAUUCAAGCUGUUCGUCAAACGCUGGCUGGCUCAGGGACUGUGGUGCUUGGAACUAUUCCAAUACCUAAGGGAAAGCCACUGGAUCUUGUUGAAGAAAUAAGAAGUAGGAAAGAUGUGAAAGUGUUCAAUGUUAGUAAGGAAAACAGAAACAGCAUUUUGCAAGACAUCUUGGCAGCUGUGGAAUCCUGCAGAAAAUGAAGACCUUUUUUGUCCUGUAAACACUAAAGCUUUCAUUUCAACAAAACAUUACAACAUUUUGUGGAUGGUUUAGAGUCUGUCCUUCCUGGUUUUGCCCCCUUGAGGCUUUACUGGAGCCUUCAGGGUAAGCAGAGUAAAGCUGGUAAUACUCUAAAAUGGGAUGUCAGGAUUGUAAUGUAUUCAGUUCACUGAAAUGAAAAAAAAUGAACAGAUGUGUAGCUAACAUCCAGUUCUAAUCUGGGAGUUUGGAAGUUAGAUGGUCAGCUCAGAUCCAAGUUACAUGUGAGAACAACUAACUGUAAAAUCUGUUUGAGAUGUUAGUCUUUCUGAGUGUGUUCAGAUCAAUUCAAUAUCUGCACCAUAGCCCUGGUGCAACAGAACAGAAUCCUGUCCAAAUGUAGAUGAGCCCUGCCUGGUUAUGUAGGAGUGUAGCUGUUGGUGACGCAGCUUAGGUGUAUUGAGGUGUGUUUUAGCAUGGCUGCUGACAAAUCAGCAGGUAGAGGGAAUAAGCAGAUGUGCUCUCUCCUCCUACCCCUAGGCACCCCUGUCUGCAGUUGCAGUAUAAGGAGGGUUUUCCAGAGUUUCAAGGAAAUGAGUGCCAUUUAAAGAAUUCCAUUUCAGUAGGAAAAAUAGCCAAAUCUACCCUCUCUUACAUGGUCCAGACACUAAUUGAUAAGAGGACUGCAUUUUGAAUUAAUUUUCAAUUUUCUGGUGGCAGUCUUGUCCCAUACCCCAUUACAAAUAAUAUAUAUAUAAAUGUUCAAGUCCAUGAAGUUAAUCAAAUCUUGUGUUUUUCAUGCUGGGUUUGUUAAGUCAUGAUUGCAUUUGUCUGUAUUAAUUUUACAAUCUGUUAUGUUUAUUGAUACUUAUGUUUGUUUGGGUUUUUUUGCCUUAUUCAAUUCUGUACAUGGUUAGUGGUGAAAUAAGAAGUGUUUGAGAAUAUUAGACAUUGUGUUUCCCUGUGAGGAGUGCAAAUGUGUUCAGCAAAACUGCUGCCAGUUAUAAUCAGUUUUGCAUGUUUGAAAACAGAAUUCCCUCCCAGGUUCACACUGUUCAUUGUAAAAUUUAUGGUCAUCUCUGGCUGAAGAAAGUUGUUAAAAAUUCAGUUGUUUCUUAACUUUUUUUCUGUUCAGUUCAAUGAUUGUUAAAAUGAGCAAACUAUUUAAAGGUAUCUUCAAGAAUGAUUUUAUUGAUUUAUUUCUGUAAAACUGACACCCAGAGUUGUAUAGGGCUGGAUGAGGACAGGUAUUUUUACACACACCCUGCAAACACCUCCUAGGAGCAUAGAGGGAAUGUCCUUUAUCCUUCCUGUAUGCAGAACAAGGGUCUGGUACAAGCAUUGCACCUCCACAGGUGGUAGGAAGUGCAUGCCAUGUUAAAGGAUGCCAUGGGCUCAUUCCCUCACUGCCUUGUUAGGACUACCCAUCUGCCCAAAUCCAUUUAGAUGGUAGUACUGUCUUCAUCAUGUUUGGGGAAAAAGAAGACUCCUCUUAGGGUCUCCACUUGGUAAUGUACAGCUCGUCGCUGCUGUUUGCAAAAUAAGGUUGUGCUCCAAAGGCACACUAAUCCCGUAAUUACUGCAGGCAUUCUACUCAGACAAAACACCUUUUUAGAUAUCGAGGACUUGGGGCCAAAGUAAACUUUGUCAGGGCUGUGUGCCAGAGGUUUUUGAACAGAAACCUCUCUGCAGCUAAGUCUUGGAUGCCCUCCUGUUUCAAUGUUAAGUCUCUUAAGCUGUAAGAUAUGCUGCAAAAGAAUAGUUCUUUCAAUGAUUAAAGAGUUAUCCAAAAUCUAGCACAGUUUUAGUGGGACUGCUGUUGAGUCUUAAAUGAGGAGCAACCUUUAAAGCUAAAUAAAAAACUGAGAGAUUUAACAUUUCUCUGGUAGAGGCCGAAGAGGGGAGUUCUAUUAGGAGUCAGUCUUCUGAAUUCUGGUUCAGUCAGUAUUGCUGAGAGAUCACUUAAAGUGGUGUUUAUUCCCCAUAAAAGUAGAUAUAUUGCCCUGCAUGUAGUGCCAUGAUGCCUGUUGUAGUCCCAUCAUUUAGUACAGUGGGAAGAAAAACAACCCCAAACAAUUACAACAAGAAGUUAGGAAAACUUUUGAUCAGUGCCUAUAGUACUUUUAAUCCAUUGUCUCAUGGUUUUGUAGUGACGCUAGAUAGUCACUAGAAAAUGCAGGUGGAUUUUUCCUUCUCUGGAACUCUGAGUAAAAUAUCAGCCCUUUUAAACUAAUGCAUAUUUUUGCUACUGACAUCAGUGUAUCUUGUUUUCUGCUACCUAUCUCAAGAUUGGUGUCAUUAAUUUGUUGUUCUUUUUUAAGCCUGUUUUCUCUCUGAGCUAGAGUGCUUUUCAAGAGACAUAAAGAGAGAUUCUGUGAUCUGUGUUCAGCAGAAUGUAGAUGACCUUAACAGUCAUGUCUGGCCUUUAAAUCUCAGAUGGUCCUGAAGAUACAAUUUGCCUGUUUCAAAUAAACAUAGAGUGAGUGAAAAAGUUGUAUGUAAGUUUUCAUGACAACCUGUGUUUACUUUAAAGGUAAAAUUUUAUUGUCUGGUCUUGGCACUAGUAAAAUACUUUGAAGGCCUUGAUAGCACUCUAACAGCAAAUGGAGCAUUCACAAUUCCCCUGAUGGGCUGAUUUUAUUAAUAGCACACAUUUGGUGAAAAGCACCUCUGAUGUACCAGCUAGAUUCCAGAUGACAACAUUAGUGCACCUUCAGGUUUUAAUUGGUGCAAAAAAGGGGUGAAUGUGAGGUACCAAUUACUGUCUCAAAGCCUGAGAAUCAAGGACGUUUUUGGCACAAGUCUUGUAAUUCCAGCAUAAAAUUGCACACAGCAUGGAAUAAACAGGGUCUGCAUUAUUUAUCAUGCAUUAGGCAAUUUUCGACUUGUAAAACUGAGUGAGAGAGGUGAAUCUUUGAUACUGGACCUACUGCAAAGUUAAUUAUAAGUAAUAUGUCUGUGUUGCAGAUUUAAGGAUGUACAAGCACUAGUGAAACAUGGUAAUUAAGUACCAGCUUCUAAUCCAGGGAGCAGUCUAAAUAUGGCAAUAAUUGGGUAUUUUAAAGAAAUGUAUUGAAAAGAAGAUGAUUAUCACAUGCUGGAGAAUCUCACCGGUAUUUCUAAUCUUCUAUAAUGAGCUGCACAAAAUUCAGCUAAUCUUUAACUUAAAUUUUCCAGUAAGAGAAGAGCCAUCACUUGGUGGGCUGGAGGCAAAUGCAGGUGACAUUUCUUGCCUUAUUCUAAUAAGCAGUUUUUAUAAAAAGCUGUGAAUGGCAUCACAGUGUCUAAGAACUUAAUAGUGUCAGAAUGUCAUUCAUAGAUAUUAUCUAGUCAUCAUGUCAAGGGAAAAAGAUUCACACUGAUAAGUCUUUUUCACUGAGAUUUGUUUUCAGUGAAGUGAGUACCAAGACUUGGGAAUGGGGUGAGACUUAGCAGCAAGAACUUCAGUUCCUCACAGGGAAGUUGCAUGACACUGCAAAAUGGAGGGAACAGCCAGCCCAAGGCUGGGGCUCGCCAGUGUUCCUGGUGGAUGUGAGCAGUUCAGCACCCUGUGCUUGGCUUUAGUAAAAAGUUACUGAAAGUCUUUUUGCCAGAUCUUCAGACUAUCUUUCACCAUUACGAGUGUAGCAACUGGCUCUUGCUAUAUGAUGUAAACAAGAGUCUGUUUGGGAAAUUUUAGGAAAACAAAAUGUGAGGAAGGUGAGCAUCCCGUGCUUAGUGCAAAGGCUGAAGUACUGUGCUUAUGUUUGUUUUACCAUAUACUCAUUAUCCUCCCUCCUGUAACCUGUUGUAUUGUUCCUGUUCCUCUCUGGUUGCUGAGGCAGUGUGAAUAAAAUCACUCUUCGUGUUUCCUUUCA
Molecule: messenger RNA, 4436 nt
Organism: Agelaius phoeniceus (red-winged blackbird)
Lineage: Eukaryota; Metazoa; Chordata; Aves; Passeriformes; Icteridae
Gene: NTPCR
Product: nucleoside-triphosphatase, cancer-related
Molecular function (GO): ATP hydrolysis activity
Source: RefSeq, a predicted model, not a curated record